This is a messenger RNA of Syngnathoides biaculeatus (alligator pipefish), 2583 nucleotides long. RefSeq names its product NK6 homeobox 2 (gene nkx6-2). Gene Ontology annotation, cellular component: nucleus. Gene Ontology annotation, molecular function: DNA-binding transcription factor activity, RNA polymerase II-specific; RNA polymerase II cis-regulatory region sequence-specific DNA binding. Gene Ontology annotation, biological process: regulation of transcription by RNA polymerase II; cell differentiation. The transcript is spliced from 3 exons. Bases 462 to 1397 code for a protein of 311 amino acids. The record is from RefSeq and is a predicted model, not a curated record. Lineage: Eukaryota; Metazoa; Chordata; Actinopteri; Syngnathiformes; Syngnathidae.
AUAAUGACAAAUACUCGGCUAAUUUUUAAUGUGAUGGCCCGUCUGUAAUAAAUCCACGGAGUCCUCCGGUUCACGUCAAGUGCCCCCCACCCCAAGUCCAGGCAGCAGCAGAAUUGAGCGUGUGAUCCAAUCGGAGCACAGAAGCCGUCCCGGUGCCGUCCAAUCAGCGCGCGGCGUUCCUGCGACUCCUCCAAUGGCAGAACCGCCCGUGCAGGUGUCUGCCGUGUUAUCAGAGGGUCCCUCUCGGCUGGCGACACACCGCCAAGAGUGCGUCAAAAGCGGCCACAACAAUCCCGAGACUUCCUGGCACUCGGCCCGGAGCCUCCCGCUGACGAGGCGAGGACAUUUGGGACCAAGUUGGCUUCUCACCCGGGGAGUUGGAGAGUCGGCCAACUUUGCUUCGCGACUUCUCCUUCCUUUCGCUCCGGAGCGAGCGGCUGGCGGGCGGUUGAUGUUGACCAAUGUUAGCUGCUGUGGGCCAGAUGGAGGCUAACCGGCAGAGUGCUUUCGUCCUGGGCAGCACCCCGCUGGCGGCGUUGCACAACAUGACCGAGAUGAAGACGUCCCUGUUCCCGUACGCGCUGCAGCACAGCCCGGCGGUGACCGCCGCGGCGGCGGCGGCUGCGGCGGCGGCGGCGGCGGGGGCGGGGGCGGGGGGCAGCUUCAAGGCGCCGUCGCUGUCCAGCCUCAACUCCCAGCUGUCGAGCGGGGGCACCCCGCACGGAAUAAGCGACAUCCUGGGGAGACCCAUCACCGGGGCCGGCCAGUUGCUCUCCGCCGGCUUCCCCAGGAUCAACGGCAUCAACGGGCUGGCCGGCGCGGCCGCAGCCGCCGCCGGGAUGUACUUCGGCCCCGCCGUGUCGCGCUACCCAAAGCCGCUGGCCGAGCUGCCCGGCCGGGCGCCAAUCUUCUGGCCCGGGGUCAUGCAGGGGUCCCCGUGGAGGGACCCGCGCGUGCCUUGUCCGUCUCAGUCGAGCUUGAUGCUGGACAAGGACGGCAAGAAGAAGCACUCCAGGCCCACCUUUUCAGGCCAGCAGAUCUUCGCACUGGAAAAAACCUUCGAGCAGACCAAGUACCUUGCAGGGCCGGAGAGAGCUCGCCUGGCCUACUCGUUAGGGAUGACGGAGAGCCAAGUCAAAGUGUGGUUCCAGAACAGGAGGACCAAGUGGAGGAAGAGGCACGCGGCGGAGAUGGCCUCGGCCAAGAAGAAGCACGACUCGGAGACGGAGAAGAUGAAGGAGAGCUCGGACAACGAGGACGACGACGACUAUAACAAGCCUCUCGAUCCCAACUCGGACGACGAGAAGAUCACGAGACUGUUGAAAAAGCACAAGAGCGGCGCAGGCGGAAAUGUGGCUCUCAUCAGCCCCUGUAGCAACAGCUCGGACACCUUGUGAUGACCCCCCCCACCCCCCCAACAUGCAAGGGGGUCCCCAACAAACUCCCACGGGCCAAUUCGCACCUGACAUCGCGACAUUGGAAAGAGACCACGCUCCAUUUGGGACAACUGCAGUCCUCCAUCCGAAUGUAGACGGGCACGAUCGGAUUGCAGUCCGUACUUAUAACACUCAAAUCAUUUGGACGUUUUCGUUGAAGACUGAAAUCGCCUGUGUGAACACAGUGUGAUGUUGGUCUUCACGUGUACACGUGCUCACUCCUGACCCCAACGACAAGCGCUAUCAAGAAAAACAAUGGAGGGAUGGAUUUUAUUUUUUUUUUUUGGGGGGGUGGGGGGGACUUGCAACUUGCUUGAUUUUUUUUUUUCCCCAGAUCCGGAUUCAUCACCAAUGUUUCACAUGUCAGGUGUGAACGGGCUGUGACGCUUUCAAAGCUCAGUCGAAGCAGGGUAUCCACUGUCGUAAAAGGCGACGCAUAGAUAACGAAACACGGAUUGUUGACGACAAAGUACGCAGGAGAUUGUAUUGUAUAUAUUUUUUACAGAAUAAUUUAUGUUGUAGGACGCAGUGGGGAGGAUAAAAAAAAAUAAAAUUCCAUCCUCCACGCAGCCCCCAACGCGCUUAAAGAGCCACUGUUUCAUUUGGACUUCUUUUUAAGUCGCCAACUUCAAAAUGCUGUAAAUAGAAAGUUAAAAAAUGCAAUUGACACUACAUUUCUGUUUUGACCUCAGCAGAUGUCGGGAUAGGAGAAGUUUUCUUUUUUUUAUGUGGAUGCUUUUAAAGAGUAUUAUUGCUUCCGGGGAGGUUAUAGAAAGAAACACUUUGUAUUAUGAAUAAAUUAUUUAACAAACAUUUGUUUUAUCACCUUUUUGUUGUCUUAAUGUAUGGGGUUUAAUAUAAAUUAAAGAUAAAUUCGUGAAAUUAUUGGAUGUCAUUAUUGUUCAUAGGUCGUUUAGAAGGGUUUGUUUUUGUUGUUGUUCAUUAUUUAAUACUGGUUGAUUGAGUUUUAUUUUAAUGACUUGAACAUAUCAUUCAUUAUAAGAUCGAUUAAGGAAGCACCAUCUAUUUUAUAACAAAAUAAUACUUCGACAAAAACAAGUUGUAAUCCUGCAAAAAUAUGAAACUAAUUUAAGGAAAAACAUGAACUAUAUUACAUGAGAACUUCAUUCUUGAUUGAGAUCAUUCA